Penicillium brevicompactum is the source of this 777-nucleotide messenger RNA. Its product is annotated as lipoyl(octanoyl) transferase LIP2. NCBI's taxonomy places the organism in Eukaryota, Fungi, Ascomycota, Eurotiomycetes, Eurotiales, Aspergillaceae. The transcript has 2 exons. The record is from RefSeq and is a predicted model, not a curated record. Gene Ontology annotation, cellular component: mitochondrion. Bases 1 to 777 code for a protein of 258 amino acids. Gene Ontology annotation, biological process: protein lipoylation. Gene Ontology annotation, molecular function: lipoyl(octanoyl) transferase activity.
AUGAGACUCGCCCACCUCCACCUCCCCCACCAGACGCCCUUCGCCCGCGUCUCAGACAUCCAACAAGCCCUCACAAGCCGCCUCCUCACGCACAAGAAGCUCGCCUCCCCAGGCUCAAUAUCCUCGCAAUGCAGCAAUCCAAGCUCAAUCUCUAAAACCCCACCUCCGCCUCCAGACCCAACCAUCAUAACCUUCACCCCAAACCCCGUCUACACCACCGGCCGGCGCGACCUCCCCCCAUCCAACACUCCCCCUCAGCAACAACCCUCUCCCUCCCCCCACCCCUCGAGCCAAUUCGCUCCCUCUUCACCGGCCACAAGGCCGAGUAUCACCCCACCCUACGCGCGAUUGGGCCUUACGCCGCGGUGCCACAUCCGCGUUCUAGAAAACAGCGUCAUUGAUCUCCUAGCUAGCUACGGCGUGAAGGGCUUUACGACUGAGGAUCCGGGCGUUUGGACCGGGGCUGGACCGAAGAAGAUCACUGCCGUGGGCGUGCAUCUCCGGCGCAACAUUAGUAGUUUCGGAAUUGGAUUGAACGUCACUGAUGAGCCGAUGUGGUUCUUCAAGCAGAUUGUGGCAUGUGGGCUAGAAGGCAAGGAAGCCACUAGUCUACAGGGUGAGGGCGUUUCCGCUGAGAUAGAUGAUGUUGCAGCUGGGUUUGUGAAGCGGUUUGUUGCACGCGUCAAUGCUGACUUUGCGUGCGGGGAGGGCGCUGGUGAGAAGAUUGAUGAGGUUUACCGGGUAAAGGAGGAAGAUCUUCUACCGGGGUUGCAAUAG